Molecule: messenger RNA, 519 nt
Organism: Debaryomyces fabryi
Lineage: Eukaryota; Fungi; Ascomycota; Pichiomycetes; Serinales; Debaryomycetaceae
Product: DUF1773 domain-containing protein
Exons: 1
Coding region: 1-519 (172 amino acids)
Source: RefSeq, a predicted model, not a curated record
AUGACUGAACAAAUAAAUGAUCCACUUCCACCUCCCAGUAGCUACUUGAAUACCGCAGUAAGGAAAAUGCUUCGAGAUACCGUUGAUGAAAGAAUUCAAGAAAUUGUCCAACAAACAAUCGAAAGCUUAAACCAGGGCCCACCUACUUGGUUCACUAACGAAAUGAGCAGAGUAAAUGAUAAGCUUGAUAGUCUUGAGAGAAGAAUGGAAUCUGGCUUCAACCUUUUCGAUUACAGAAAUGCAUGUCUUAUCAAUAUGUUCAGGAGAAUGAAUGGAUGUAAAGCUAUUCCUGUUCCAUUCUUGGCUGCGGAAGCUAUUCUAGGUCAUCAGUUACCUCCAAUUGCUUCUGUUGAAGAUAUUGACUUACUAGAUAGACAUGAUUGCCAAACAUAUUUAAGAGCAUAUCAAGUCCAAUUUCAUCCUAAUGAAAUAGUCAAGUUAAAAGAAAGAUUAAGAGAUGCAAUUGGCUUAGCGGUUAAUCAUGAUGUGUGCUUUCAAUUCAGUGGUUUCCAUAGUUAA